UAUAUAAGAAAGGGAAUUGAAAACUUGGUUGGCACUGUGAAUUUGAGUUGAGUUUUGAAUUGUGCAUGCUGCACAGCACGCACUGCACAGAUUCAAAAUGACCGAACUCACUAACAAAAACCCUUAUCCUCCUCCAACCGCACUCUACUCUGACCUUCUUCAUGAUCCUAACCUCUUCACCGAAAAGCUUCAAUCUUUUCAUGAUUCAUUUGGUACCAAAUUAAAGAUUCCUACUAUAGGGGGAAAGCCACUAGAUCUACAUCACCUUUUCGUUGAAGUAACAUCUCGUGGUGGUAUAGAAAAGGUGAUUAUAGAUCGUAAAUGGAAGGAAGUAGUUAUGUCCUUCAAGUUCCGAGAGACCAUAACAAGCGCAUCAUUCAUGGUGCGCAAGUACUAUCUAUCAUUGUUGUAUCACUUUGAGCAAGCAUAUUAUCUUUGCAAGCAAGUCCCUCCCUCAACACCUGAUGCUAUGAGUGAGAACCUUGCCAAUAGCUCCACAACCAAUAGAGAGGGUGCUGCUAUCAAUGAUUCACCUGUUCAGGUCAAUCCAGUACAGACACUUGGUUCUUUAGUUCGUGGAACAGUUGAUGGGAAAUUCGAUGGUGGAUAUAUAGUAACGGUGGACCUGGGUUCUGAACAGCUGAAAGGUGUCCUGUAUCAUGUUCCUAGUAAUGCGUCUCCGAGUUCUUAUACUGAAGGUACGCCUAUUUCAAGGAAAAGAAAGAAAUCAAGAUUGGCAUUAAGUGAUCCAUAUCGUCCGAAAUCAAACAGGAAUGGUUACAAUUUCUUUUUUGCUGAGAAUUAUGCCAGGCUAAAGCCUUCAUUUUACGGCCAAGAGGGAGCAAUUAACAAGAAAAUUGGGGUUAUGUGGAGAAAUCUGACAGAUGCAGAAAGACAGGUUUAUCAGGAGAAAGGGAAAAGAGAUAAAGAAAGAUACAGGAUUGAAAUGUUGAAGUACAAAUCCAACGGUUCAACUCCUCAAUAGACUCUUGUGUUCUUUUCUUUUAUCCUUGUUAUAGUUGGUUUUAUUUAUCGUUAUACAGAUAAUUUUCUCAUGAGAAAAUUGCUGGCUCAGAAAGGUAGCUUUUAGACAAUUCUGGUGUAAAUUAUGGUGAAUGGUUUUGCAAAACAUCUUGUAGUAGUUUUUUUCUCUAAAAUCAUGGAUCUUUCAUUCAA
This is a messenger RNA of Trifolium pratense (red clover), 1176 nucleotides long. RefSeq names its product high mobility group B protein 10-like. Lineage: Eukaryota; Viridiplantae; Streptophyta; Magnoliopsida; Fabales; Fabaceae. The record is from RefSeq and is a predicted model, not a curated record. The transcript is spliced from 6 exons. Bases 98 to 985 code for a protein of 295 amino acids. Gene Ontology annotation, molecular function: DNA binding.